Spinacia oleracea (spinach) is the source of this 2021-nucleotide messenger RNA. RefSeq lists its product as uncharacterized. The transcript has 2 exons. Lineage: Eukaryota; Viridiplantae; Streptophyta; Magnoliopsida; Caryophyllales; Amaranthaceae. The record is from RefSeq and is a predicted model, not a curated record. Bases 247 to 1428 code for a protein of 393 amino acids.
UUGUAUUUAUUGUAUUUGACCUAGCAAUCCCGUCGCUAUGUUGUACUAUAUAACACAAAUUGUGAAGCAAUACAAAUCAAGGAAAUUGAUAACCUAACAAUCUUAUCAUGGUAUCGGAGCUAGCAGCCUAGCAAACCCUAUCAUCUCAAAAAUUUUGUUUUUCCUCGUCUAUUACUUUCAUUCCUUUCAAACGCCGUUUCCAGUAGAGUUUGAAGCUUCACCAGCGUUGAUUGCUAACAAAUUCUCAUGGACAACGACGGUAAAAUCGAUCCCGCGUCUCCGUAUUACCUAAGUUCUGGAGAUCAACCGGGGCUUAUUAUCACCCAUGUAUUGUUACGGGGUGGUAUUAACUACAUGGCAUGGGCUAGGGCUAUGCAGCUCUCGCUACAAUCGCGCCGAAAAUUUGUGUUUGUUGAUGGAACAAUCACACAACCUAUGGAGAAGAAGAAGCAACUCGACUGGGUAACGGUUAAUUCUAUGCUCGUCUCAUGGAUGUUGAAGGGCAUGGAGCCCAAGAUUGCUACUUCUAUUCCCUAUCAUGACAAUGCUAAGAAAUUGUGGGAUUACUUAGCCAAGAAAUAUGGUAUUGCAAAUGGUCCUCGUCUGCAGCAGCUACGUGGUGAGAUUGUUGCGUGCAAGCAAGUCAAGGGGAUGACAAUUGAAGAAUACUACACGACUUUGACGGGUUUGUAUGACGAUUUGGUGCAAUUCAAGCCUUUACGCUCUUGUGAAUGUGGUAACUGCUCCUGUAAUAUGGUUGGGAAAUUGCAAGAGGACAGAGAUGAGGAGAUCUUGCAUCAGUUUUUAAUUGGGGUAGAUGAUGAUCUCUAUGCAACGGUACGUACGAACCUCUUAUCCAGGACUCCUUUGCCAACAUUAGAUGAAGCCUACCUAGCAUUUGAGCAAGAAGAACGCUCAAGGGGAAUUGCUUUGUCCAAUGCUGCGAAAGAACAAGUUCACACGCAAUCUAUCUUUGCGUUACAGGCCGAGCAACGUCCCAAGGCUCGCUAUGAGAGGUCCGACAAAUCCCAACUGAACUGCACUCGUUGCAAGCGCAAUGGACAUGACAACAGUACGUGUUUCAAGCUUCACGGAUACCCGGAGUGGUACGAUGAGAUGAAGCAACGUCGUGCAAAGGCUGGGUCGUCUACAGGUGGUGUUGUGCCCGUGACGGCAGCUCGCAGUCGCGGAGGUAUACCCGCGAGAGCUAAUGCAAUUUCUACUACCAAUGUAGGGGAGAGUAAUGCUUUGGGCGUGACUGAGAGUGGUAAUGUUACCACUUUUGCUGAUUAUACUCCUGAGCAAGUAAGGACAAUCAUUAAUAUGCUCAACAGUACCUCCCUCAACAAUAAAAACUCCAACAAUAAUAAUGCACAGUUGGACAAAAUGACAGGACCAACGUUCGGGGAGCCUGAUUGGAGCCGGUGAACGGAAAGAUGGACUCUAUUAUUUUCGGGAAGUUCCUACAGUGUGUGCGGUGACCGUUCCUGGAGUGUCUACAUUUGAGCUAUGGCAUCGUCGUCUGGGGCAUCCGUCUGAUAGAGUUCUCAAGUUAGUUCCUGCAAUUAAGAAUUGUUCUAGUAAUAUUAUGAAGAAAUUGAAUAAAGCAUGUGAUGUUUGUCCGCAAGCUAAACAACAUCGUGAUAGUUUUCCAGUUAGUGAUAGCAAAGCCAAUAGAAUAUUUGAAUUGAUACAUUGUGAUCUGUGGGGGCGUAACUCUAUACCUUCCACUAGUGGUGCGCAUUAUUUUUUGACAUUAGUCGAUGAUUUUUCUAGAGCAGUUUGGGUGUAUUUACUACAUUCAAAAACAGAAGUUUAUAAAGCUUUUCGUUCUUUUUUUUCCAUGAUUGAACGUCAAUUUGAAACUACUGUUAAAUUGGUUCGAAGUGAUAAUGGCACGGAAUUCAAAUGCAUGUUGGAUUAUUUUAAUGAAAAUGGAAUUAUUUUUCAAACCUCGUGUGUUGGUACUCCUCAACAGAAUGGGCGGGUAGAACGGAAACACCAACAUAUUUUGAAUGUUG